UCCGUUGGGCGUUUACUAAUUUCCACUUUUAGCCCUGACGCACCACCGUCCAUUUUCUUUUAUCUCCUUCAUCUGUGUCUCCCUCAAUCAGUAUCAGAACAUCCGCCAUUGAUAUCCAACCAUGAAUCGAAACGCCAAACUUGACAUCAUCGAUUUCUUCUUAUCUGAAUCCUCAUCACCUUUCUUUUUCCCUAAACCCUUUGCUCUUCUAAACCCCUUUCAACCCACCCCUGAUCUUGAUUUAGCUCUUGAUCUCUUAAACCCUACUUACCCCUCACUUGAUCUCCUUUCUCCAUUUGAUACCAUCACUGAUUUCAUUCACGUUGAGCGAAAGACUCCCUCCGGCACCACUUCAGCUCGGCAGCUCACCACCAGGCGCCGAUCCACAGCCACGGACUUGUAUCUUCAGUCACUCUCCGACCGUGUCUCUGCUCUCGAGCUAGGUUUUGAUCUGAUAGACGAGGAGAAGAAGAAGAAGAAGGUGAAGUCCGAUCGGAAGUACACGUGGACGGCAGAGAUUAACAGCUCCGACAAGGAUGGUUUAGAUCGGACAUACAAAUUGGUAACGGAGAUCAAGGGAGGAAAGAAGAAGGAGAAGAGCUGCAAAUGGACGGCUGAGGUUAAAAGGAAGGGACACGAUGCACGGAAGUACUCUUUCACGGCGUCAACUGCCAAUGCCGCCAUUGAAGAUGAUAGUGGAUCAGAGAAGAAAGAGAAGAAGAAGAAGAAGGAUAAGAAGAAAGAGAAAGCAGCUCGGAUCGUCGAAAUCCAAGGUUCCCCUGAUCAUGGCGCUCUUGUCUUGAGACAGGCAUUUACUAAGAGGAACAAAGGGAAGAAGAAGGAGUUGUCACCUCAGGAUGCAGCCCUUGUGAUACAGAUGACUUUUAGAGCUUAUUUGAUCAAGAGAUCUCAGGCUCUUCGCGCUCUUCGUGAGUUGGCUGUUGCUAAGGGAAAGCUGAAGGAGCUCAGGGCUUUGUUCCAGAAUUUCUCUUAUCGUCGUCGACUGGCUCGUGAUGCAGCUGAGAAACAGAAGUUCUCUGAGAAGGUUAUCGUUCUGCUUCUCACCGUCGAUGCCAUUGAGGGUGCUGAUAUCAUGGUGAGGGGUGCAAAAAGGUCGAUGGUGGACGAGCUGGAAGCAAUGCUGGAUGUAGUGGAUCCAGAGCCCGCAGGUGGGCGGUCUGUAUCCUUGAAGAGGAGGACCUUCGAUAUGCCGGAUGGUGUGAUUCAGAAGGAAAUCGCGGAAGGUGUGGCUGAGGUUGUGCGCAUGUUCGGACAGGAGAAGGCUGAUGGUUCUGAAACCUCUGAAGCUUGCUUAUAAUCAAGUCCAUCCCAUGAUGAGAUGAGUAUGCAGACCAACCUGAAUUUCAUGUUGUAUUGUUUUUUCUUUACGUAGGCUUAUGUUUUGUGUGAUGUUAUUUCUGUGUGUUGUAUGCUAAAUCUUUGACUAGUUUGAGUAAUAGCAAUUUGUUCCCUUUAAAUAA
Messenger RNA from Cynara cardunculus var. scolymus (artichoke), 1481 nucleotides. RefSeq names its product BAG family molecular chaperone regulator 7. Bases 122 to 1318 code for a protein of 398 amino acids. The transcript is spliced from 3 exons. Gene Ontology annotation, cellular component: plasmodesma. The record is from RefSeq and is a predicted model, not a curated record. Gene Ontology annotation, biological process: protein folding. Lineage: Eukaryota; Viridiplantae; Streptophyta; Magnoliopsida; Asterales; Asteraceae.